UUGUUCUUGAUUUAAUCAGAUGCAUUAUGUUAUUAAUAUCUGUUUACAAUUUGAAGUAUAAUAAAUAAUUAUGAUCAAAGCUAUUUUGGUGUUCAAUAAUUAUGGAAAGCCUAGGCUUUCCAAAUUCUAUCAAUACUUUAAUGAAGAUAUGCAACAGCAGAUAAUUAAGGAAACUUUUCAAUUGGUUUCUAAACGGGAUGAUAAUGUGUGCAACUUUCUAGAAGGUGGAAGUCUUAUUGGAGGAUCAGAUUACAAAUUGAUUUAUCGCCAUUAUGCAACACUAUACUUUGUGUUUUGUGUAGAUUCAUCAGAAUCAGAAUUGGGUAUUCUUGACUUAAUACAAGUGUUUGUGGAAACACUUGAUAAAUGUUUUGAAAAUGUUUGUGAGCUUGAUCUCAUAUUCCAUGUUGAUAAGAUUCAUUAUAUUUUAAAUGAAUUAGUGAUGGGUGGAAUGGUUUUAGAAACUAAUAUGACUGAAAUACUUUCAAGGAUUGAAGAACAAAACAAAUUAGAGAAACAAGAAGCUGGAUUAGCUGGUGCACCCUCCAGAGCAGUUUCAGCCAUGAAAAACAUGAAUAUACCACAACAGUUGAAAGAUAUAAAACUUCCAGAUCUGCCACAAGCUAUUAAAGAAUUGAAGUUCUGACAUUCGAGGAACAAAUUGGUUUGUUCUGAAGCCUAUCAUAACUAUACAAAUUGAUAAUAAAAAAAUGAACAAAUAUCUGUUAUAUACUGAUAAGAAACUAAAUUUAAAAUGUUAGAGAAUG
Sipha flava (yellow sugarcane aphid) is the source of this 767-nucleotide messenger RNA. It is a transcript of the gene or, whose product is annotated as AP-3 complex subunit sigma-1. The record is from RefSeq and is a predicted model, not a curated record. Gene Ontology annotation, biological process: Golgi to vacuole transport; intracellular protein transport. The transcript has 5 exons. Bases 71 to 646 code for a protein of 191 amino acids. Lineage: Eukaryota; Metazoa; Arthropoda; Insecta; Hemiptera; Aphididae. Gene Ontology annotation, cellular component: AP-3 adaptor complex; membrane coat; intracellular membrane-bounded organelle.